UAUUUUUGUUGUUGUUUGUUUUUUGUUUCUACACAAAAACAAAGAACUAUAUUGAGAACAUGCAUCUUAGGUCAUACAAAUGCCUACUAAACCAGUUAAAACCAUGUGAAAUGGUCAUUUUAUUUUGUUUUAAUUCAUCAUGGCAUGACUUUGCAGAGAAAUUGCAAAAGGCAGUCUUCCUUCAGUGGAAGGAUAAGAUGAUGUGGUUUAAAAAUGCCAUGUGGCUGCUUUCCUCCUCCACUUUCAUGGCAUGUAUGGUUUUUUUUUCUGGACUAUGAUGAGCAAACCUGGAUGCAGCUGGAGAAGCUUCAGCUUAAGUGGUUAUUGUUGGCAUUACUGUGAUUCUUAUAGGAGGUGCGCUGAUUUGGUGAGUAAAUUUACUUUUUCUGCCUUCUUGCAGUGUCAGGUUUAUAAACUUGCUAGCCAGUGUUAGCCUAGCCUUGUAGCAUGCCGCCGCCUCUUGGCUUCUGUUGGUUAAAAAAACAUAAACCCUGCAGCUUUGACUUUUUCGUUUACAUUUCUCUCAGUGAAACUAACUGUUGUUGAUUCGAAAUUGGAAAAGUGAGCUUAUAAAUCAUUAGAUAAGAGACGAGACGUUUUCGCAGCUCUUAGCAGCGUUGUCAUGUUUUCACCUCACACAAACUGUUAGGUGGCAAAAGCACAAUAAUUUACAAGCAUGUAUUCGAACUCCUGCAUUUGUUUUAAUGCUUUAUGGCUACAUCUGCGGCAUCUGUGAAUGUCAAAUCUAGCCAUUCUUUAUCAACAUAAACAAACUGCUUUUACAUUUAACUAGCAACAUUUCUGCUUAGUUACAUUUUUUAAAAAGUAGUCUUAAUACCAUUACUUUUUACUAAAAACUGUAUUCGUAUACAAGUUUUGUUGUGAAAGUCAAAUUUAAGACAUCCAGAAACAUUUUGGGGUAGCCUGUGUUAGAUAUAAACACAGCCACAAGUUUUAUCUGGUCAUCUUGCUUAUUAGAAACUGUAACAAGAAACUUUAACAAGUAACAACUUUAACAACAUUAAGUUCUAUGUUGUAAACAACAGAACUUUAUGUUGUAAGUUAUCUAUGGUUGCACAGCCAUUAGGCAUCUAAUCUGCUUCUGAAUAAUUUGCUGGUUUUUAUUCUUGUUUUCUUUCUUUCUUUUUUCUUUUUACUUUGUCAGAGAUUUCUCAGAGAGUUUGCAGAAUUGUCGUUAGACUGAAAGAGUUUAGUGAUUGCCCACAUUACACUGAACUCUUGCAAGUCUAGAAAAGGAGCUGUUGGACAGACAUCAGUUGAGUGUCCUCAGAUAUGACUGCAUUAUGCUGUUGUCCUCAGACGCAUUAAAGCAGGACUUUGUGUACAUUUCAAGACAUGCUGUAACGCAAGGAGAGAUGAGUCCUCCGUCACAGAUGGUGUGGUCAGUGAAGAUGGUCACCUGCAUCUUCAAGGAGCUGAAGGAGAAGAAACAGACUGAAGAGACAGAGAAUGGAGAAGACUCUGCUGCCAAUGGCAAAAAUGAAAAGGAAAAUGGUGAGGAAGACAAUGAGGUAGAGGAGGAUGAGGAGGAUGUGGGCGACGAAGAGGAGGAGGAUAGAGAAGGUGACGAGGAGGACGAUGAAGAAGAUGACAUUGAUGGACCGAGGGGGAAGAGAGCAGCUGAUGACGAUGAUGACGACGAUGAUGAGGUUGAAAGCAAGAAGCAGAAGACAGAUCAGUAGUGUCUGCAGCGCCCACUCUGCACGGAGGACGACACUGUUGAAAGACAGCCAGCAAACCUUCUACACCUCAGUCCUCCUUUCGUAACAAAAAUGUGUUUAAAAAGAAAAUUUGUUUGUAUUUUUAUUUACAUUUUAUAUUUUUGUAAAUAUUGUAAGGAGUUUGGCCAUUUUGCAAAAGUGGGUAUACAGUGGUGCUCUGAAGACUUUUAGAUCCACGUUCAACAUCAACCAUCCAUACUCGGUCUCGACCAACAACCAGCCUGUCAUUCCAACAGCGCACACACACACACACACGUACUGCAACUACCUUUUUUCUGUUUUUCUAAGACGUAUAGGAUGCUAGAAGUUGUGUGUUGACCUGUAGUUGCAUGGGAGUGUUAAAAUAACUCGGCUCUUCCCCCAGUGCUGGGGAUAUAUUAGUGGUAGUUACUAUGAGAUUCCAAAGUCGUAGUUUCUCUUGUCCAUGUGUCUCUAUCUGUGUGUCUGUCAUGGCCAGAUUAUCAUUUUUUUUAAAUGUCUGUGCAA
Molecule: messenger RNA, 2228 nt
Organism: Pundamilia nyererei
Lineage: Eukaryota; Metazoa; Chordata; Actinopteri; Cichliformes; Cichlidae
Gene: ptmaa
Product: prothymosin alpha a
Exons: 8
Coding region: 1305-1703 (132 amino acids)
Biological process (GO): positive regulation of transcription by RNA polymerase II; negative regulation of apoptotic process
Cellular component (GO): nucleus
Molecular function (GO): histone binding
Source: RefSeq, a predicted model, not a curated record